UUAGAAAAAACAGUGAUCACACGUGAAUUAAAAAUUGUAUUCGUUUUGUAAUGUUUACGAAAAUUUGCAUUAUUUAUUUUCUCUGUACAUUUAUAUUUUACACGAAUACAGUGGACAGCAUUCGUUUGAAGACAUGGCCAAAGAUAAGUUCUUUAAUGCGAACUAAAGACAAAGGAAUUGUGGCAGAUAAUGAUAUCAGAAGAACGUACGAUAAGGAGUUUGUCGAGCAUUUUUGCCGCAUGCGUACAAUGGAGGCCUUUCGAUUAGUGUUCGAAGAUGUAGACAUACGAUCGCUGUGCAAUAAUUUUGAUAAGAAUAAAAACCAACUCGAAGAAAAGCAUUGCGCGCUGGUCAAGUACAGGAAAAAGAUGCAGGCUCUACAGUGCCACAACGGCGUGAUUGUACAGUCCAUGUUAGCCAUUCUGAAGGGUUCGAUACGACUCAGGAAGAACGAGACCACCAAUGGCAAACGGAUAUCCGGCGUAUUCAAAAAGUUUAGAGUUUACGUUUCUCGAAUGCUCUCGGUUUUGUAUUACGGCAAGACGAAUCCGCCCAGUUGGCUGUGGUUGGUCUACGUCAAGUUUUUGGCGGUCACCGAAUGGGAUACUUACCGGGAGUCGAUCGAAGACGACCUGUUCGAAGACGCACAGCUAACGGUGGAUCUCGACAACUUCAUUGACACGUGUGUGGCCAACUAUUACUUACCGGUCGACCACGAAAAAUACGAGGAUUUGAUCAGAGCUAAGACGAGCGUCGAUUCGUUGAAGGCGAUCACCGCUGGCCUUUACAACAACCACUCGCUGUGGUCGACUUACAAGUUCGCCGACUUCUUCGUAGUGGACAACAUGUACUUGCUGGAGUUCUCCAAUGAAAAGCCUAAGCUGUUCGAAGCCGUGCCCCGUAUGACCAUCGAAUGGCACUACACCAUGGUACAGUUUGAUUGGGAAACGGCAAAAUGCAAAACGUCUUUGGAAAAUGGCGUGUGGCUGAAGAAGCCGUUCGCGUGCCUCGACUACCAAAACCUGAUCGUGCAAGUGGUGAUCACGAAACUCCUAUGCUACACACUGGUGCAUUUGUUGACGUUUAGGAAAUUGAAGUUCCAGCACAAACUGUUGAGGUCGUCGCAUUCCGACGCAACCGACACGAGCGAUUUUCCAAAAUAUUUACAGAAAGCCAUAGGCGAUUUGAAAAUAAAAGAAGACAUUUUUAUUGAAAUCAUCCAUCUAUUGAGUAGCGAAAAAAACGAGGAAGUCGUUCAGUUCGACCGAAUUAUCAACGAAGUGAGAACCGUCGUCACUAGGAGUCUGAUCGCGCUUCGGGUGAAACGAGUGCACAAAGACGUCAUGGAAAAUUCCAUUAAGUAUAUCACUAACAGAGCGGAAAACGAUGUUAUCUUACACAACUGUGACGCCAUGAAGACGUUUUGCGCCGAUAUCUUGUCCAUUAUUCAUCCCGUCGACUUUGAGUUUGUGAAUUUCUUCCUCAGCGGGACCGUCUCGUUUCCAUACACGUUUCACUACAACGAGACGAUUGAUGUUGUUAUACGAAAUAGCUCGAAAACGGUAACCGAGAAUACCAGUACGGCAGAUUUGGAAGUGGCGUACAACGAUGUAUUCUUAACGGCAUUGUGCGACAUGAAAACAAUGGAAACUAAUGCAAUCACAUUCGAUACCGAAGACCUGCUGGUGCUGUCACAGGGCCGGGGAGGGUUGUCCAAAAGACUUCGGCGUAAACAACUAGUGUCGGUAAAAAAGUACUACGAAAAGAUGCAGGCCUUGCAGUGUUACAACGGUCUGGUCGUGCGGGCAAUGUUGGCAUUCCUGAAGGGUUCGGUAGUCAGACGGAGGAACGGUGACGAUCCGGAAUGUGUUCAAGCCGCGUUCGGCCAAUUCAAACGGGACGUUUCGCGCAUGCUUGCGGUGCUGUUUAACGGGAAAACCGUGGCGCACGACUGGCUUUGGGCGUUCAAUAACCGUCUGAUGGCCGUGGCGGAGUGGGGCAAAUACGAGGCUACGAUCCCCGACGACUUGUUCGGCGACCGCCGUUUGAACGCGGAUCUGAGUAAUUUCAUCAGCACUUGCCAGUUUAGCGGUUACUUGCCGGCCGGCGUUGCUGAAGACCCGGUGGUCCGGCAAGCCGAAACCGACAUGGAAUCGUUGCAGGCGUUGGUCGAUCCGCUGUACAACAACUACUCGCUGAGCCGGGUAUACCAGAACGAGCACGUGUUCGCCAUGAGCCACUUGUAUCCGUUGGAACUGUACUCCUCGCACGAGACCCUAGUGAUUUUCGGCAACGUGCCUUGCGUGCGGAUCGAAUGGAAGAGCUUGGCGUGGCUAGUGCAAUGGACGAGGGACCGGUGCGAAGAGCGGCUAAGCGACGGACGGUGGAUGGUCGACGCCUAUGCCUGUGUCGAGUACCACGACGCUUACGGGCUCGUGUUGAGAGCCAAACUGCUGUGCUACGCGCUGGUGCACUUGGCGGGCUGGCAGAGCCUCGAGCAACGGCAAAGCCAAUCCGAUAUCACUGCACAGACGGCGUUGUUCCUGAAAAGUCUGGAAAGUGCGUUGGACGACUGGAAAAUCGACGACACAAAGGUGUUCGCCGAUAUCUGCGCCUUUCUUGCUGCCAAAAACCACACCAAACCGUCGUCGUUCGACCAUAUCGUAUCCAUGGCUCUGGCGGCCGUCUUGAGGAUUCUCAUACUACUCGGCGUGGACGAUGUCUACCACGGCGAACUCGUGCAAUCCAUCAAGUCCAUCAAGUCGGUCGACAGCGAUUUCCAUUUGGAUCAAUUCAAGCGCAACGUUCGUUCGUUAAGAACCUUUCACAGCUUAGUCACAAAACUGGUGUCAUCCGUUCAUUUCCAAAUGAUCCAUUCCUACCGUAGAGGCAGGGCACCUUUUUUGGACACAUACUAUUUCAAUGACACCACAAUCACCAUUUGACCUACUUUUUGCUUGACUUUGAUGCACUGCCAAAGUGCAUUAAUUUUACGGCGCUUAUGUCGGUGUCUCUAUAAUUUAAAAACGAUAAUUUUAGAAAUUCCCUCCUCGCCGCUUUUCAUCAUUUUUACAAAAACCUUCACAGUAAAAUAGUGAAUGGUAUCUUUUGGUCCUCGAUUAAAAUCGGGCAUUGAAAACACAUUCGUUUUGACUUAUUUUUUUAAAAGUUAUUUUAAACAUUAUGAUAUAAGUAGAAUUUUGGUUUAUACUUAUUAUACUCGUAUCGUUAAAUAUUCAAAUAGGCGAUUUAAUGUUUGUUGUCGUUUUUGUUCAGAUCAGCCCAACCAACCAGGCCAGAUUGUUCCACUCUACAAAGUCUUGGCCUCUAUAUGGCCCCCUCCAAAAUUUAAAUACAUUUAGUUAAGAUUCAUAACUACAACUUUUAUGAUUUUUAAA
Messenger RNA from Adelges cooleyi (spruce gall adelgid), 3398 nucleotides. RefSeq lists its product as uncharacterized. Bases 51 to 2945 code for a protein of 964 amino acids. The record is from RefSeq and is a predicted model, not a curated record. Lineage: Eukaryota; Metazoa; Arthropoda; Insecta; Hemiptera; Adelgidae. The transcript has 3 exons.